Apis mellifera (honey bee) is the source of this 2147-nucleotide messenger RNA. RefSeq names its product zinc finger CW-type PWWP domain protein 1. The transcript is spliced from 6 exons. The record is from RefSeq and is a predicted model, not a curated record. Gene Ontology annotation, molecular function: zinc ion binding. NCBI's taxonomy places the organism in Eukaryota, Metazoa, Arthropoda, Insecta, Hymenoptera, Apidae. Bases 761 to 2134 code for a protein of 457 amino acids. Gene Ontology annotation, cellular component: nucleus.
AAAAAAUUAAUUUAAUCAAUGUGAAUGUGAUCACGAUUAUUUUCUCAUUGCAUACGAACGAUAAGUAAUUAACAAUUAAAAAUAUUACUUACGUACUCACAAUAAAAGUAACACAAUUAUACGAUUUAAUACAUUUAAAGAAUUAAAAGGAUACACUUUUGUAAUGAAAUGUAAUCUUUUUUGAAUCUUAUACAUCAAAUUUAUAACGUACAACAAACACGAGUGACACUUUUUUUGAAUCGCGAACGAUGGGAACAACGAAUUAGAAUAUAACUGCGCGCGACGAAAUUUCAAUUAACCAAUGAAAGUAAUGGCGGCAAUUGUAAAAUUUAAAAGAAUCUAGAUUAAUCUGUUUAUCUUAUUUUACCUUUCAUUUAAUUUUAUUUAAUUUUAUUUUAUGUUAUAAUUAUUCGUUCAAUUUAGAUAUGAAUGAACAAUUCAAUAUUGUUUAACAUCGUUUAUACAGAUAUAACACAAGUUUUAUACAUGUUUACGAUAAAUAUUUUAUACGCUUGUCAUUUGUUAAAAAAUUUUAAUUUUUAUUGGUUCGCGUUGCUUUGCAACAAAUACCGUGCAAUACGAUAUGCGAACCCCAUUACAAACGCGGCGGGUUCCUCAUUCACUCGUAAUUUUUAAUCAUCAUCCCGCGAUUUUUUUUUUGUGAUAAAUUAAACUGUUUUUCGUUAAAAAAAAAAAAAAUAAUACUUCGAUAACCUCUUUGGUACACAGUGUUAUAGUUUUAUUAAAUUAAAUUUCAAUCAUGCAUCAAUCCACUCGAAACGAUAUCCAAGGAAGAAAUUUUCUGUUUGAACGAUCAGAUUUGAAUCGACGAACUCCCACGAUACUAUUUGAAAAAUGGGAAUUCGAGCAAGUAAAUCGUUCCAAUUCGUCGACAAAUUUUUUGUCACAGUUCAAUUUAUCUCAUAAACAAACGAUUGAAAAUAUGUCCGACUCGUUUUAUACCCCACCGAUGGAAAAGAAAAGUAUACCAACGCCGAAAGCGCCAGUGAAGUACAAAAAACAACCUAAGAAGGGAGAUUUAAAGCCAAAAAAGUUGUAUUACACCGAUGAUGAAUUAGACGCUUCAAAUACUAUAGAUAGCGGAAUUCAUAUCCCAUUUGACGAAUCAAAUAAUAGUUUGUUUCACAAACACACAACUAGAUGCAAUAGAUUCGAUUCUUCGCAAAAGCAAAUACGUAGAUUACGCGCCAAAUUAGACAGGAUUAAAGUACAAACGAACGACAAAGAAAACGAUAGAAAUGUAUUAGGAAACAGAUCUGUGAACGUAGUGAACAACAGAAACAAUGUAGCACAAGAAUCUUCUGUAGUAUUCAAUCCAAGUGCAGAAGGAUUAUUUCAAUAUGAUUUUAAUUGGAAAGAAAAAUUAUACUGGUUACAACCUAAGAGGGAUAUUGGUUUAUGGAUUGAAUGCUGUAGAAAAAAUUGUAAAAAAUGGAGAUACGUUGAAGAGUAUCAUGAUCCAUUAAAUGUACCCAAAAUAUGGUAUUGUGAAAUGAAUUAUGAUAAAUCAAUGGCAUCUUGUAACAUACCAGAACAUCCUAACUCAUUUGCCAUAAAAUCUAAUUUAAUUGAAAAUGCUUAUAAUGCAGGUAGUAUUGUUUGGGCACAUAUGAAAGGUUUUCCAUGGUGGCCUGGAAUAAUAAACGAUUGUCCUGAUACUUUUACAUAUUAUAAAUUGCCUAAAAACUCUCUUAUACCUAUUAAAUAUUACGUUACAUUCUUUAAUGAAGAAAAACUUGAAUGUGCUUGGAUUCAUAAACAAAGUCUUAAACCAUUUGCAAUAUAUAAAUAUGAUCAAUUAAUUAAAAAGACCAAAUUCCAUGGAAUAAAUUACAAACAAUCCUUAAAAAAAGCAUAUAAAAUAGCUACGAAUGCUCUUUCAUUAUCAAUAUUAGAAAGGUUAAGAGAAUUCAGUUUUUUGCCACAGUAUGAAAAAUUUUAUGAUAUUAAUAAUAAUUCAAAUCAAUUAAUCAAUAAUACCACAAAAAGGAAAGUUUUAUUAGAAAUGGAUACAAAUUCAGAUAAUGAAAUACCCUGUACAAAUCCCAUAAAAAAGCAAUAUACGUUGAAAGAAUAUUAUUUAAGAAUAAUAUGUAAAAAUCAAGAGAUAUAAAAAUAAUACUUUU